Rana temporaria (common frog) is the source of this 1739-nucleotide messenger RNA. It is a transcript of the gene AMT, whose product is annotated as aminomethyltransferase. The coding region runs from base 16 to 1218 and encodes 400 amino acids. The transcript has 9 exons. Lineage: Eukaryota; Metazoa; Chordata; Amphibia; Anura; Ranidae. Gene Ontology annotation, biological process: glycine catabolic process. The record is from RefSeq and is a predicted model, not a curated record. Gene Ontology annotation, molecular function: protein binding; aminomethyltransferase activity. Gene Ontology annotation, cellular component: mitochondrion.
UCAGGUGGUGUGGAGAUGCUGCGGGCGGCGGUGUGCGCGGGUGUCCGGGGGGUGUUCCGGGUGCAGAGGAGGGGGUACAGCGGGGGGCAGCAGGUAGAUGCGCCUCGUCAGACCGCGCUCUACGACUUCCACCGCCAUCAUGGCGGUAAGAUGGUGGAGUUUGCGGGAUGGAGCCUGCCGGUGCAGUAUAAGGACAGUCACAUCGUCUCGCACCUGCACACCCGCCAGCACUGCUCCCUGUUCGACGUGUCUCAUAUGCUGCAGACUCGGGUACACGGGAAGGAGCGGAUCCCCUUCAUGGAGAGCCUGGUGGUGGGGGACAUUGCAGAAUUAAAGGAGAACCAGGGUACGCUAACUCUCUAUACCAAUGAGAGCGGAGGGAUCAUCGAUGACCUCAUCGUCAACAACACCUCCGAGGGUCACCUCUACGUGGUGUCCAAUGCCGGCUGUGCAGAGAAGGACUCCGCCCACAUGAAGAACCGCCUGCUGGAGUUCAGAGCGGCCGGCCGGGACGUGGAUUUGGAAAAUGUUGACUUCGCUCUGUUGGCUCUGCAAGGUCCAUCUACGGCUCAGGUUCUUCAGGCCGGACUCACCGACGAUCUCUCCAAGCUGACGUUCAUGAAGGGGGUGACUACCGGCGUGUUUGGCAUCCCCGGCUGUAGAGUGACGCGGUGCGGGUACACCGGAGAGGACGGCGUGGAGAUCUCGGUGCCCGGUGACAGAGCCGUGGAGCUGGCAGAGAAGCUGCUGCAGAGCCCGGAGGUGAAGCUGGCCGGUCUGGCGGCUCGGGACAGUCUGCGUCUGGAGGCCGGCCUCUGUCUGUACGGAAAUGACAUCGACGACACCACCACCCCCGUGGAGGCCAGUCUGGUGUGGACACUAGGUAAACGACGCAGAGCCGCCAUGGAUUUCCCCGGAGCCUCGGUCAUCGUGCCUCAGAUUAAGGGGAAGGUGAAUCGGAAGCGCGUGGGACUGACCUCCACGGGGCCUCCCGUCCGCCAACACACUUCGAUACUGAACGCGGAGGGGCGCGUCAUCGGAGAAGUGACCAGCGGCUGCCCUUCACCCUCCUUGAAGCUGAAUGUGGCGAUGGGCUACGUGGAGCCAGAAUACGCUAAGGCGGGCACGGCGCUGCGAUUGGAAGUCCGGAAGAAGCUUGUUGAUGGCGUGACCAGCAAAAUGCCCUUCGUGCCGACCAAAUACUACAAUGUGAAGUGAAAGUGAAGCAACCCAGAAAAUGUCACUGCCACCCAAAAUCUGGUGAUGCCCAUGUGUGGGGUUCAUGUCAAAGAGCAGCCAAUCAGAACUUGUCUUUCACUGAUAUUUCUGAUGUACAUUGGUGGAAGAUGAGAAGUAGCUGCUCUACAUAAACCUUUCUGUCAUAUCCUGUCUCUCAGACCCAGUCCUUGUUUCUUUUACCCAGCUCUACCCCCCAUACCCAGCCAUAGUUGUUGCACCCCACUGUGCUGCCAAUACCCCACAAUGCCUCCUGUACCCAGCUAUGCUUCCCUUUACUGGCUGUGCAACCUGUACCCAAAUGUACCUUCCAUACUCGGCCAUGAUUUCUGUGGCUGUUUGUGGCAGCCAUGUUCCCCAUACCCAGCUGUACCUUCUGUACCCAACCAUGCUCCCCAUACCCAGCUGUGGUUUCAGUACCCAGCCAUGCUUCUCAUACUCAGCCGUUCCUUCUAUACCCAGCUGUGGCUUAUGUACCCAGCCAUGUCCCCAACCAUGCUCCC